This is a messenger RNA of Mercenaria mercenaria, 7924 nucleotides long. RefSeq names its product sodium-coupled monocarboxylate transporter 1-like. Gene Ontology annotation, molecular function: symporter activity. Gene Ontology annotation, biological process: transmembrane transport; sodium ion transport. Bases 291 to 2303 code for a protein of 670 amino acids. Lineage: Eukaryota; Metazoa; Mollusca; Bivalvia; Venerida; Veneridae. The transcript has 15 exons. The record is from RefSeq and is a predicted model, not a curated record. Gene Ontology annotation, cellular component: membrane.
AAAAUUUACAGUACGCAAACAUUACAACAUCCCUUUAUCACGACUAUCCGCCUUGGCCUACUACUGGGACAUAAGCUUAAAGGAUUUAUUUAAUUUCGGGUGUUGUGUACGCACCGUGCAUUAAAAGUUGCUGCAGUAUUUAACAGAAAACACUGUGAGAUAGUUAAGUAAUACUAUAGAUACAUCUUAACACAUACAUAAAAGCUACACUUGCAUAGUGACCUUAUUAGGUGUUUUGGAAUUUUACUCGGGUCAGCAGACGUAAACACUAGACUUUUUUUUUAAAAAAAAUGGCGGAUGAAGAAGUGAGACAAUUUGAAACGUGGGACUGGGUGUUAUUUGCCGCAAUGCUUGCUGUUUCAGCUGGAAUUGGCAUAUUUUAUGCUGUAAAAGAUUUAUGUAGUGAAAAGAAAAACCCCACUGGAGAGUUUCUAAUGGGAGGUAGAAAUAUGCAACUACUUCCGGUUGCAGUCAGCAUCCUCGUGUCUUUCAUGUCCGCCAUCUUGAUUCUCGGGACUCCGGCGGAAAUGUAUACAGCAGGAACUUUGUAUUUUAUGUAUUUACUUGGAAUGAUUUUAGCCAUUAUUCUGUCAACCCUUCUGUUCGUUCCUCUCUUAUAUCCACUAACUCUCACCAGCAGUUUUGAGUACCUUGAGCUGCGUUUCCAGUCUAGAUUGGCUAAGCUUACAGGAACUGUAAUCAUGAUUGUUCAACAGAUCUUAUAUAUGGGAAUAGCUUCCUAUGCCCCCUCGACAGCUCUGGAAGCAGUAACAGGAUUUCCAACAUGGGCGACAAUAAUUACUGUCGGAUGUGUGUCGACAUUUUACACAUUUCUGGGAGGCAUGAAGGCGGUCGUAUGGACUGACGUCUUCCAGUCUGUCAUCAUGAUAGCCGGACUUCUAGCCAUUGUUAUACAGGGAAUAAUCAAAACGGGAGGAUUCAGUGAAGUCUGGAAUAUCAAUGACCAGUGGGAUCGCAUUGAUUUCUGGGAAGCGGACCCCGACCCGACAGUUCGACACUCUAUAUGGUCUCUGGUAGUAGGUGGCACGAUCGGCUGGCUCGGCACAUACGGAGUGAACCAAGCCAGUGUACAGAGAUAUUGCGCCGUUUCAACUCUGCCAAAAUCAAGAGGGGCAGUGCUACUGAACGUGUUUGGCGUGAUUAUCCUGGUGACCUUGACCUCUUUGGCCGGCAUUGUUAUGUUUGCUUUCUAUGCCCAGAAAGGGUGCGAUCCCCUGACUAGCAACACAGUUAGCAAUUCUAACCAGCUGAUACCGUAUUUCGUCAUGGAAGUGCUGGGCUAUCCGGGCUUGCCUGGGCUUUUCAUUUCGUGCCUCUUCAGUGGUGCUCUCAGCACGAUGUCCUCGUGUUUAAAUGCACUGUCCGCAGUGACAUGGGAGGAUAUUUUCAAACCUCUAAUAGGCGAUAGAGUGACAGAAACAACGAAGACUUGGAUAAUAAAAUUGCUCGUGGCAUUAUAUGGCGCAGCAGGUGUUGGAUUCGCAUUCAUGGCGCAGAACCUCGGAGGAACAGUAUUACAGGCAUCACUUAGUUUCACAGGAGCGGCAUCGGGGCCACUUCUCGGUAUAUUCCUUCUUGGUGGAGUGUUUCCAUGGGCGAAUGCAGCGGGAUGUGUAGUGGGCGGAUUUUUAGGCCUAGCCCUGCCAUUGUGGAUAAGUAUAGGAGCAUACAAUCUACCAUCUAGCGGAUACAGCCUUGACUUUCCUACAGACAACUGUACCCUAGAGAAUGCGACUACAUUGGUACCUUCUACAACUGUUACACCGGCAGAAUUAUCUGGUGUUGACUUACUGUAUACAGUAUCGUAUCUGUGGUAUCCAUCUAUCGGAAUGGCGACUGCGAUCAUCGUAGGCCUAAUUGUCAGUUUUGCCACAGCUCCACUCUUUCCACAGGAAGAGAUCGACCCUAAAUAUCUGAUCCCUUUCUUUGACCGGCUGUUUUGUUGCCUACCAGACCGAUGGAGAAGACCAUGCCGAUGCGGGUACGAAUUUCAAAACCCUGAGGACAUUAUGCAUGAACGAGACCAGGAAAUAAUUGUAGAAAAUGGCGUGAUUCAGGGCCUCAACCAACCAGAUGACCAGAAAACUACAGCGUCCAAAAGAAAGGAGAAAAUCCCGAUGCGGGACAGGGUUUCCGGUUUGACAUACAGACAAUCCGAAACCCCACAAUUUGUUUACGACAAUGCUCUGUUCCAUACCGAAAACGGGCAGAAACCGUACAAUGGUUACGGAACGACUGUUGCUCACGACGAUAUCCCACCCAAAUACGAUGAAAUGAAUUAAUUAAUAAUUGAUUCAUUUGCAAAACUGCAGUGUGAUUCUUAGUUGCACUUUAUAAGACAGUUUUCUUAUUUUGAAAUGUUUCAUUUACAAUAUAGUACCUUUUUCUAGUAAAACACCUAUGUGUAUCAAAUCUGGCAACAAUUAUUCCGUUGGACAUAAUGCCUCUUCGUAGUAUUUUCUUACUAUACACGGUUCGAACAUAAGCACCUACUAUAACCGCCAACACUCGUCUGAAAAGGAUAAGUCAUUAGGCUACAUGCAAGACACAGUUACGGCCCUUUAACUUAUUCGAAAAUGAUAAAUUGAGGAUCACACAUGCGUGGGUCUGGAACUAACCAAACAUGCAAGACUUUUGCUACCAUAUUUAAGAUUAUCACGUUUGUGUUAAGGCACAGAUUUAUUACAUAUCAGUUUUUUUCUGCCGAAAACAAAGCAACAUCUAUUCACCUUUCUUAACUUAAUAGUUCCAAAAUCUGUAUGAUGUAUACAAGUUGAUUUAUAGUCGCCACCGCUUAUCCAUAUGGGCGACUCUUCCAAAAGACUGUUAGUAAUGUUAGUAGGAGGAUAGUGCACGAUACAGGAGACACUCCAGUUCCAGAAGCUUUCUUAGAGGACUAGCAAAGUAAUAACAGCCUUGGUUCGAUUUAGUCAGUUCGUGAGGGGUAAUGGAAAUUGCAACUUAUCUAACGCCCCCUAGCACCGAAUUUCGCUACACAGCUAGGGAUUUUUUUUUGCUAUGCCAGGUAUUUAAUGUACUCCGUGAGAUCAAACAGCCAGACAAAAAUGAUAAUAACAACACUGGAUGCGAAUAAUAGGCUGCUGAUGUCAUGGUUCAUAAGAUCUAUAAAAAUUACCCUUUGGAAGCAUAGAAUGCCACCAAGGGAAAUGACAGCAGUCUUGAAUGAGUCUGUUCGUGGGAGGAAGUGGAAAGUACAAAACACUCCACGCCCCCUAAAGCCCUGUUAAUUAUUCAAAUGCCUAUGGAUAACACUUACAAGUACAAAUCUCUUUAAACUUGUGAAACCAAGCGUUUGUAAUACAAUGAAAAAGAAAACACUUGGGAAAAUAAGUAUUGGUUAUACCAAGAAAAAACCUCUUUUCGAAAAUAAAUGUUGGUUACACCAAGAAAACACUUACAAAAAGCAUUCUUAAUAUCAAGACAAUUGAUCUACCGCAUGAAGUGUUUAACUUCAUAUUGUACUGCGGAAAAACUGUGAAUUUGCUUCCUUUUGGUCAAGAACUGAAUGACUUGUAUCACGUAGCUAAGCCGCAUUUUAAUGAACAUGUCAGUAUUUUUUAAGAUAAAUGUAAAUGUUAAAAGGCUUAAAACCCAACCACAACCUAGUGACCUACGUUUUCCUCCCUAAUAAACUUCGUGAAAUUCAUUCUUAAAAAAAUGGUUUAUUACGGCAAUAUUGCAUGAUGCCAGGUAAAAAUUAGGCCCUCCCCGAAUUAAAGACUCAUCAUAACCCAGUGACCUACUUUUUCCACCUACGUGUACUUCGUGAAAAUCAUUCUGAUAAUACUGGUAUAAUACAGCUUUUCUAUAAGAGGAUAGGUGGACAGUUUUGGCCCUCUCUGAAUAAAUGUAUUUUUCCAACUUCAUUUGCAAACUUAUAUAGUCAUUAUCUUUUCAAUAUGGUUUAAAAACAUAGAUAAAUAACUAUCUUACACCGUAGAAACAGAGCGUGGUCUACAUAAAGCACUGUGUAUACCGCUACAUUAAUUCUAUAAUAUAUUUAGACAUUAAACACAUUGUCCUUGUCUUUUAUAUGUCACUGUCAAUUUUUAAUUAGAUGCUUGUAUUUCUCUUUUUUCCCAUCCAACAUCCAAAUCAUGUAUAAUUACCAUCAUGGAAAUGCAAAAGAAUAAGUUAUUCUGUGGCGCGUGCGUCUUCCACGUGUUUUCACAAGUUAACCUAAAACUUAUUCUGUCAAUAUCUUUUCAGUAUAGGUUUAAAACAUAGAGAAAUAACUGCUAUACGUUGUAGAAACAAUGUGUGAUCUAAAAUCAGCUUAUUAUAAUAUAUAAAUACUGUACAUAAUGCUACAUACAUUCAGUUAAAUUUUCUGGCAUUGUCUUGGCCUAAUAUGCUAGUAUAUCACUGUCAGUUGUUAGUAGAUACUUGUAUUUCUCAUUGUUUUCAUGCAAAUCAUAUAUAAUUACCAUCAUGGAAUUACAAACGAACACAGUUAUUAUGUGGCCCGUCUUUAAAAACUCACCACAACCUAGUGACUUACUUUUUCCUCCCACGUGAACUUCGUGAAACUAAUUCUGAUAAUACUAGUAUAAUAAGGGGAAACCGAAGGCUUUUCCUGUACAGAUAAUGUAUACCUGUUUAUGUUCGACUUAGGAAUAUUUUCUACAUAAUCACCGUUUUGUUGUUGUUGUUUUCUACCCAUGAUUCCCGGAACUGCUGCUUCGGAGUUAAUAAUUCGAUAAAAUGAAACUGCUUAGACAUACUGUUACAAUCAUAGCAGAGAUGAAGGCACCGAAUAACCAUAAGACGUGUGAAAAUGAAAACUGAUUAAUCUUAAUCUAUCUUAUUCUAACGAGUUGAAAAUUUGCGGUAUUUGAAAUCGGUGUUACUAAUAUUCUGGUUUCUUCUUAGUACCUUGCGUGUUUACGUAUGAUUUAUCUGCCCCGCUUAUAGUUUUGAAUAUUGAAUAACAAUGUACAUUCAGUGUUUGAAUAACAAAAUCAGCGCCAAAAAUAUUUCUUAUGUAGAAAAACCGAUAAUUACAUAAAUUUUAAUGUGGAACGAAUCUCGUCACGCUGCCGUAACUAAAUUGAUUUAUAUACACUUUUUAUGCCUGCAUGACAUCGCUGUUCCUCUUUGGCCCAAAGGUUACUGUACAGGCUUCAUAUUCAAUGGGUCUGGAGUUCGAUCCCCGUCAUUUGCUUUUUUAAUCUGUUUAUUUUUUUAUUUUAUUUAUCAUGAAUUUUGCAAGUGUUGAAAGAGAAAUUAUUCGUGUGUAUAUCUAAUCAGUGUUCUGCCUGUAACAUGACUUCCACAUGCAUUGCAAAUACUUUCUGAAAAAAAAUCAUUGAGCAGAAUUUUACACUUGGAAACAGAUUGUUGGCUAUAAACUGGAGAAUUGAAAUUCAAAAGGUUCCUACUACGAUCACUACAGAGCUAAGAAAUUAACCGUUUUUAAAAAGGCCUUAGACGGUAACGUGUUUGGUAAAUUAAAUACUAGUAGGGGAUUCCGUGAAUUUCGGCCAACAGUGUUUGUCUCUGGAUAAAUUUCUGGUCAGGAACUUUUUAGAAUGGAUUUGAAAUAUAAAAAAAAUCACGUAAAUGGAUGUUUGUCAUUCUCCCAUACAAGAGGUCUACCAUGAUAGCAGUAUUUUUAGCCAAAAUUUAGCCCCAUUCUCCCUUCCUAAGAGAGCGUCAUUUGACAAAAAUAGUGCAAUAGUCAUUGUUUAGGAUAAUAGGAUUAUGUUAGUUCCGGUAUCUAUAUACACUGGAAUUUCCACUAGGAUUACAAAAAAAGCCUAUUGAAAGAACAUGAAAUAUCUACAUUAAAUCACUAUUUCCAAAACUAAUAUUCACCCGAAAAGAGACACAUUUCUAUUUAUAACUGGUUUCUAUGACCAUAACUAACUAGUAUGAAAAAUUGUCAAUACUGUAUGUUUCAAACAACUACGAUUAAUAUCAUUAAGGGAAUAUAUGUUUCAGUUAUAAUUCUCCUGAUCUUUGGGCUGUAGCAUACAUUGGCGAAAAUCGUAAUAAUUUGGCGACGAAAAUCACUUUUAGCGAAGCAUUGUUUUGUUUUUCUAAUCUUCUCUUGAUGUACGACAAGGCGCAUUUCCGUAGGCAAAAAAAUCGAUACAAAUCUACAAUACAUUACCCGGAGUAUUACAUACUCGUUUCUAUUACACUGAUACCGGAAACGUCAAUAUAUUUCCAUACACUGACGCCUGAAUUUCAUAUCGGGUGCGUGACGUAAUUCAGUGUGUGUUGUUGCUCUAUUUUUUUCUAAUUAGUUCAGUAUUGUCAUUCCUAUUCAGGCUAUUGAACAUAUUUAUGAUAUUUACAUUAUAUUUAUACGUGUAUGUGCGUAUGUAAUAAAAAGGUUAUUAUCUUCGCAUCGGGAAAUAUGCACUCGUUCUUCAGCGGAUGAAUAUUGCGCUCCGAAAGUCGCGCAAUAUUUCCGCUGUAUUUCAAAUACAAAGCUAAAGAUACAAAGCUAAUAACUUAUAAUUAUUAAAUCACACAUUUGCCUGGAGGUGCGAAUAUACAGCUUGUUAAUUAUUGUGUUUGACACGAGUGGCUCAAUUGUAUAUUUGUUUAAAGAUGAUUAAACUGGACAGUGAUUAAAGAAAGGACGGGGAAUGUUGCUCACCAUUCCAAUUCAUUUCCAUUCAAUUUUAUUCAGGUUAUAAGAUCAUAAGAAUAUAAUAUCAUAUUAUGUUUGUAUGCACUUGUUUAAAUUGUCAGUCUCAGAAUAUAUUACCCGCCGUUACAUGACUGAAAUACUGUUGAAAAAAUGGCGUUAAACCCAAAACAAACAAACAAAACAGAAAAUAUUGUUUUAAAAUAAUAAAGUUGUUAACAAUAACAGUUCUCAUAUCUUCCAGCCACAGUUGCAUUAGCUAUCAAAUGUGAUGUGUUGUUUAUAAUGUAUAGUUUAAAAUAGAUAUUUAUUUUUAAAAAAUAUAUGCAUUAUAUACAAUAACAUAUACAGUAUAUUUCAAGCAGCUGCUCUCUGUAAGGUCUCGGAUUCUUUGGCUAGUCAAUCUGCAAUCUUGGCUACAAGUUUUGGCUAAAGAUAAUAAGAUCUGGCUAAGAGCUUGGCUACAAGAAAAUUUAUCCAAGCGCCACCGUUGAGACAGUACUUCUUUUUCUUUAGAAUAUUUGCCAAAUUUUCGCAUGUCGAGUUUUAAUGUUAAUGCUGUCUAAGAUUCAUAACAAAAUGAUAUUGCAUUCAGGAAUAAUGGAUUAUCAUCAAUUCUUGCAUAAAAACUAAUUUUUUCACUGGAUCCGCCCAUAUAUAAACGAGAGAAAAAUCGUGUGCAAACAAGGCAAUUCACAUGCUGUUAAUACAUGAUUUUUAUUUUUUAAAUGCUUUGCCAGGGACGUAUGUAUGUAUUUCUGCGCAGACUGAUAUUUGGCAUCUGCAUCUUGUUUCUUCCAUAAUAACCUCUUCUUGUAGCAUUAUAGAUACAAUGUAAUCCAUAGUAUGUUUAGCUGUAUCAGUUUCCAACCCCAAACAUACUGCCCCCAUCAAUGUACGCACUAGUUUCUCUUAGAGUUUACUCCCUUUACAAAGCGUCUGUUCAGUUAUUGUAAAUAACUGUGAAUAAAUAAGUAUCGCGUAUAACUUGUGCUAUUGCCCGUUUUUAGGUAUUAUAUUAAUGAUUUUUGUUAGUAUCAGUCGGUUUGUUUUUACCUGAUUGUUCGCAGAAUUCAUAUAAUAAACCUCGAAAGCUAGUCACUAGCUUCGUACCCAUCCGUACUCUGUUUGUUCGUACUCAAAAUAAUUCGAAUGUAAAGUUGUUAUUCUUAAAAUAAUUGUGUUCCUGUUUAUCAAAUUUUUUAGUUAUAUGCAAAAUUAUGUGUAAUGUAACGUUUGUAAUAACUAAAAAUAAAAAUAAGAUGCUCAAAAACCUUCAAA